AUGGAUACUUUAUUCAACUCUACUAAGACCAAUUCCCGUGGUAUUCCUGAGGCCCCAUUUGUGGAGAAAGUGGAAGAUUUCAUCAAGGAUCCUAACGACUUUGACCUAUGCUUCAACAAAUUCCAAGAAAGACUGUCAAAGUAUAAGUACAUGCAGGAGUCAAAGCUGGUUUCAGUUAAGCAACUGAAGCAAAAGAUACCUGACAUUGAGAACACGCUGGGUAUGUGUCGUUGUCUGGAGGCCAAGAAAAACAGCGGCUCAAAUUUGGAGACCAACUACCAAUUGAACGAAACAUUAUACACCACUGCAGAGAUAGACACAACUGAUGAACUAAAAGUUGGGUUGUGGCUCGGUGCUGACGUCAUGUUAGAGUAUCCGAUUGAUGAAGCCAUUGAGCUACUGACCGCAAAACUGGCGGAAGCGAAGAAAAACCUGGAUAUCAACCAGGAGGACGUGGAAUUUUUGCGAGAAAACAUAACUACGAUGGAAGUCAAUUGCGCUAGACUGUACAAUUGGGAUGUCGAAAAACGCCAGCAGCUUAAGGGAGCUCAGCAGGCCACCGAAAACCUGAAAAUAUAG
Molecule: messenger RNA, 579 nt
Organism: Lachancea dasiensis
Lineage: Eukaryota; Fungi; Ascomycota; Saccharomycetes; Saccharomycetales; Saccharomycetaceae
Source: the annotation of a GenBank genome assembly